Impatiens glandulifera is the source of this 3345-nucleotide messenger RNA. RefSeq names its product protein SEMI-ROLLED LEAF 2-like. The transcript is spliced from 20 exons. Lineage: Eukaryota; Viridiplantae; Streptophyta; Magnoliopsida; Ericales; Balsaminaceae. The record is from RefSeq and is a predicted model, not a curated record. Bases 125 to 3091 code for a protein of 988 amino acids.
UGAAUAAUUUUGCUUGUCUUUCUCCCUUGCUACUUCUCUCUCUUCCAUCUCUCUCUCUAUCUUAAUUUCCGUUGAUGGACGUCGGAGAUCCGAUGCUCUCGCUUUGAAGCGACAGGAUUGAAAAAUGGGUAGUAUAGCUCAGCAGAUAAUGCCGGUAUGCGAUCAGCUAUGCUUCUUUUGUCCUACGGUUCGACCUAGAUCACGUCAUCCUAUUAAGCGAUACAAGAAGUUACUAGCUGAUAUAUUUCCUCGCUCUCCGGAUGAAGAACCCAAUGAUCGUUAUAUUGGUAAACUAUGUGAAUAUGCUUCAAAAAAUCCACUUCGAAUUCCAAGGAUAACAAGUUCUCUCGAGCAGAGGUGUUACAAAGACCUGAGGACUGAGCAAUAUCAUUCUGUGAAAGUUGUCCUCCGUAUCUACAGGAAGUUGUCAAUAUCUUGUAAGGAGCAAAUGCCAUUGUUUGCAAGUAGCUUGUUUAGUAUUAUAACUAUUUUGUUGGAUCAAACAAAGAACGACGAUCUGCGAAUUAUGGGAUGUGAAACACUUUUUGAGUUUGUAAAUAACCAGCGUGAUGGUACUUAUACAUUCAAUCUAGAAAGCUUGGUCCCGAAACUUUGUUCUCUAGCUCAGGAACUCGGGGAUGAUGACAGGGCAAAUCAUUUGCGUGCAGCUGGACUUCAAGCCAUUUCUUCAGUGAUUUGGUUCGUGGGUGAAUUCUCGCAUAUCUCUAAAGAAUUUGAUAAUGUCGUAUCUGUAGUCCUCGAAAACUGUGGGACACCUGAAGAGAAACCUGAUUCUAGUGAAGAUAAUAACAGUAGUUCCACUCAGGAAGAGCAAAAGGUUGAAGGAGAUGGUGCAAGAAGGAUUAUCUCUUGGGAAAGGGUUGUGAAUGAUAAAGGAGAAGUUCAUCCAUCUGUGGAAGAUCCUAGGAACCCUGACUUUUGGUCCAGGGUCUGUCUCUAUAACAUUGCCAAGUUAGCUAAGGAAGCCACAACUGUCCGACGUGUACUCGAAUCUGUGUUCCGGUCCUUUGACAAUAGCAACUUAUGGUCACCAGAACAUGGUCUUGCCCUUUCUGUAUUGAUGGACAUUCAGUCAGUAAUGGAGAGUUCUGGCCAGAAUACACAUUUCUUGUUGUCUACCUUAAUUAAGCACCUCGAUCAUAAAAAUGUGUUGAAGAACCCAGAAAUGCAAAUACACAUUAUUGAUGUUGCCACCAGCCUUGCUGAAGCUACCAAGAUUUUAGCUUCCGUUACAAUACUUGGCGCAUGUAGCGAUAUGAUGAGACAUUUGCGCAAGAGCAUACACUGCUCUUUGGAUGAUUCAGACCUUGGCCCCGAAGUAAUUCAAUGGAACAAUAAAUAUAAAUUGGCAGUUGACAAUUGCCUCGUUAACUUACUACAUAAGGUUGGAGAUUCUGGUCCUUUGCUUGAUAUUAUGGCUGUGAUGUUGGAAAGUGUCUCGAACAUUACAGUUAUGGUUAGAACCACAAUUGCUGCUGUUUAUCGCACUGCUCAAAUAGCAGCAACUUUACCAAAUAUCACAUACCAGAACAAGGCUUUCCCUGAAGCAUUGUUUCAUCAGUUACUUCUAGCCAUGGUUUGUCCAGAUUACGAGACAAGGGUGGGAGCACAUAGAAUAUUUUCGGUUGUUCUAGUCCCAUCUUCUGUUUCCCCCCGUCAAACAACAACCACCCCUUCCUCAAAUAUGACCAAAAGUUUUCAAAGAACACUCUCAAGAGCUACUUCUGCGUUUUCUUCUUCAGCUGCUAUGUUUGCCAAGAUGAGAGUCGAACAAUCAGCCCCAAAGGGAAAUGAUUUUGGAAACAAUGAAGAACAAAACACUGAAAGCAGGGACCAAGGUGGGCUCCGUACCAACUCCGUGAUGAACAGGUUAAAGUCAAGUUAUAGCCGAUCUAAUAGUGUUAUAAGAGAAUCUGAACCCACCAAAACAAAUCAAGAGAUGAUGGCAUCCGUUUCUCUUAAGUUGAGUACGCGACAGAUCAAUCUACUGAUGUCAUCAAUGUGGGUUCAAUCUGUUUCUCCUCUUAAUAUGCCUGAAAAUUAUGAAGCACUUGCUCACUCAUAUAGUCUGGCUGUAUUAUUUGCUCAAACCAAGCAUUCAAGUCAACAAUCUCUUGUUAAGAGUUUUCAGCUUGCGUUUUCCUUGAGGAGUAUUGCUCUUGGGGGAGGAGGGAGCCUUCUCCCAUCAAGGCGUAGAUCUCUGUUUACCUUGGCAACGUCAAUGAUAAUUUUCUCAUCUCAAGCAUACAAUCUAUUCCCUCUUGUUCCUUUAGCUAAGGUGACAUUAAGUGAUCUGGCUGAUCCAUUUCUGGAGUUGGUCAGUGAAUGGAAGUUGCGAUCUCAUAACAAUGCAAGUGGAGCUUAUGGAUCAAACGGAGAUAAAGAUGACGUGUUGGAGUCUAUGUUCUCAGUAGGGUUACCAGAUGAACACUCCAAUGAAUUUUUUGCUGCAAAGAUUGUGGAAUUGCUGGCUGUAACAUUAGAUCCAGAAUCAUCUUCCAGACUGAAGGAGCAAUUGCUUAGUGAUUUUCUUCCUGAUGAUUCUUGCCCACUUGAACCUCAGUCAUCCAAGGAGAAACUUGGACAGAUGUAUCAAUUUGAUUCAAAGAUUAUUAGGACUAGCAAUGCGGGUGACCCUCUAUCACUAACAGAUGAUGCGCCCGAUGGUCAAAAAGAUACUGAUCCCCAGAUGGAGAUGAGUGAUCCGGGCCUCAUAGACAUCAACCAAUUUCUUGACUUGGUUUUAGAGACAAGUAGUCAGAUUGGACGGCUCUCCUUUUCUCCUGACAUGCCUUAUAAAGACAUGGCCAAUCAUUGUGAGGCUCUGCAAAUGGGAAAACAAGAAAAGAUGAAUGGUUUCACUAGUCAUGGUGACAUUCAAGAAAUUCAUGUUCCGCCUUAUAGCCAGGCUGGAAAUCCUUUUCUUGAGCAGAACUUUGAUACUACAUACAAACCAUUCAUGUUUGAGCCUCCAAUGAUGUGUGCAGCUGAGUACCAGCAUCAUCCUGGAUUCUUCAUGCUACCGCCUACAAAUCCAUUCGAUAACUUUUUAAAAGCUGCCACAGGCUGAGCUGAUAGUCUACAGCCAUUUACAACAGUAAGUGUUAGUGUAUUAUUUAUAUUAGAUAUGCUGUGUUUAAUCAAGAAAAAACCCUUAUUCCACAGUUGAAUUUCAAAUGUUCUUGGAAGGGGGGAAGUUUAAUUUGGUGUAAAUAAUUUUUACAAAUUUAUCCUCUUAAAUUUUUUGAUUUAUAUGUUGUAUAGUGUGAAGAUGGUGAGGAUUUUUCAGUUCAUUUCCUCCCAAAACUAUUAUAGGCUUUAAAG